Messenger RNA from Amoebophrya sp. A120, 4724 nucleotides. The record is from the annotation of a GenBank genome assembly. NCBI's taxonomy places the organism in Eukaryota, Dinophyceae, Syndiniales, Amoebophryaceae.
AGUCGUCUAUACGUGGAAGCGUAUUUCAGAGCCCCCCUGAUUUUUUUUUUCCAGCACAGGUCGUGGUGGUGUACCAAAAUAUCUCUGAACGCAUUAAGACCCACGGACUCACCUCUCCCUCAUCAUUAGAGAUAGCGAUAGCAAUAGGAAUAUGAUAAAACUCAACUUGUUAGUUGUUACCAAGUAGCCGCCCCGCUAUUUAGUCGUUCAUUUUUGGAAGGUCAAGUUUUGAAUUUCUGCGACAUAGCUCUUUGCCCUUUAACUUCCGUGCCUUUUUCUUUGUUGUACCCAUGACCCCCUCUAGUGUGCCUCUGGUGCUUAGACAUAUAACCGAUUGCAACAGUUUUGUCCCCCCUACAACAUCAUCUCUCUCGUGCUGUGAAUCAACACCGGUAUCCUCUUCGAAAGAAUUGGUGAAAACCUGCUUAUGCAGCCUGGUCGGCGCAGCAACGAAUGAAUCGAGAUUGGACGACUUCAUCAGCCGCUGCUCCCCCUCUGGAGUCGUCUCAGGGACGAAGUGAGCACACAGCACCGGCUAGUACUUCUCCGACGAGACGCCCUACUACUGCCGGCACUUUGUUCUCUCCGAGACUGAAGCAGCGGAAACGCAGCAAAGAAGAGAUUAUGGAGCAAGCUGUUCGAUGGAAUGAGCAGAUGCAGAAUGACGAUAACAUUAACACAGAAAGCACAAGCAGAAUCGGGACGCUAAGUACUGCUUUGCCUCCUCCUUCCUGGCGAAGUGAGGAAAAUGCGAUAGAUGUUCAGCCAGACAGCGACGUCGAGGACGAUCCAUCGCCGACUGGCAUGAUGCUGAAGCGUCGAAAGCACGGCGACCCGCAGCUCCUAGCCGUGUCGCCUGCCGCGACAGUGGGACCUAGUACAACACCCACCUCGUCAACGGCCCCUUCGCCGACUUCCGACGGAGGACCACACUGGUUCACACUGUCGCCCACCUCGCAUACAGCUACGCCAGAUGACAAUGUAGACGAAGGAGACCACAUGGUUGAUGAUGUAGCAUGCGCUACUAGCAACGUCAUGCAAGCCGCAGAAGUUGACCUCCAGGGAGCGGCUACCGUGAGAACAAAGGUUCAUCUCCCAGUAGCGCACGACGGUCAUCAGAGCCGAACAAUCAAGAUUCGCAGUGAAGGCAGCUCCAUUUAUCCUCCUGUUCAUACAACAGCAUGUUCUUCUUCUUCUUCACACGAUGUCGAUGCACUGGCACAGUGCACGUCAGGAACGGGAGACAAUAUCUCGGAUGUGGCGAGUGUCGCCAGUGAACCAAUGGUGAUUGGUCUCGAUCUGGAUUUGGCGCUCGGUGCAUCUACUUUGCCCUCGCCGAACAAAGCGCCCGUGCUCGACACCAGAGAAACCUUAGUUGCAGCCCUCGCGAGGCGCGGAAUUCUGCCGACAGCUGACUUCACCAAUAUUGAUGUUGUUGAACCGGGCAAAAUAAUAGCUGCAACGGCAACAAGCAGUAGGAAGAACGCCGCACCAACAUCUCCGUUGCUUGUGGAAGACCAUCAAGACCUGCAAGAUUUGGGCGAUCGUAUUAUGGAGACAGUAGAGAGCAGUACCACACUAACCUCCACAACUCAUCAUGAUGCAACGCUUUCACCAACUGGGACAACAACCCUCCACAAGGUCGUGCAAGAGAGGGGCGCAAGCAGAGAGCUUGAGCAGGACCUAUGCUGUAUCUGCUUGGAUUCAGAACCUGAUCCCGCGCACUGCUUGCCGUGUGGUCAUUCGAAUAUGUGCGCCGAUUGCGCGACACAACUGGUCUCGAAGGUGUAUGCCCGUUGUCCGUACUGUCGGAUGCCCUUUCGGAAGCGUACAGAACAGGAAAUCGAGACCUACGACAAGAAUCUUGUGCAGAACGGGGAUCAUCAUGCGAACAACGCGAUCAGUCUCUCCGUAUCCAAUCAUGUUCCCCACGACGGCUACGAACUCAUGACCGAUAAUCAUCAUCGAGAUCAAAGCAAACUUUCCACGGCGACCACGGACGACUCAGGACCUGACAGCCCCGUUGUGAGCGCGACUCCGUCCAAGAUCACAGCCCGCGCCCGGGACACGCGAGCGGAUUGGGAACUGGGCGCGCCGAAGGACGGAAAGAUGGUGUUGCAGAACCGAAACAAGAAACACGGCUCGGCGCAGCGGGGUAAGAAUUCGCGAAUGUACACGGCCAUCAGUGCGGCCGAGCUUGCUCAACUGGAUGCCAACACGUCCGCGACGGCCCUGGGCAUCCUGCGUGCCAGCGACUUGGACUUGUAUCGCGAUCUGCGGCAAACCUUUCAGCGGUACCGCGAUUUCCGGACCCAUCUGCAACAGGAAACUCUCCCCGUCGGCAGCCGCGCAACAAGCAGGGCAGCACAGUCUGGGGCAACACGCGCUCCUUCCAGCGCGGGAAGCAGCAGUUCCUCAAGUAGCACAGCUGUUGUAGUUUACGAUCCCGCAGUUGUAUCAGCAAAUAGAACUAUCUCUUCUUCUUCCUCUAGCAGUGCGGCAUCGACUGAUAAUUAUCUUCAAUACCAGAAUAACCUCCCUGCCAGUCCGCGGCUGUUUGCCGGCGCAGCAAUCGGAGAACAAAGCCGCAUAGCGGCAUUUGUGCAGGGCCUAUUCGGAAGAAGGUGCGGCUCACGGCAGUCUGUGGAGUUGCACAGUGACGUGGCCGCUGGAGCAAGGGAAGAAAUGCGGUCGGCACAGCAAUCCUUGCAUCGACGAAUGCCACCGGCAUCAUCGCUGAAUGCAACCAGAGCUGACAUCAGUCCACUUGGUGACUUCGCGAACACAGGUUUUGAUAGUAGGUCAGAGCCGCUUCUCGGCGGGGAUAGCAGCAGCAGGAAUGGUGCAGCAUAUCGUGAAAACCAGAAUGACGCGGUCAGCCUUGUAAUAGACUUAAGUGCAACUGAACAAGCAUCUAAUAAUGUGUCCUCAACGACAUCAAGAACGCGUUCACGGUCGAACACUCUAGGCACCGCACCUUCCUCUUUACCGUCGAGCAGUACCACACCCCCUGAGCUGCAGGAGUUCGAAGAAGAUGCGGAGAUGGUCGACGUCACGGAGCAUGCGACCUUAGAAGUUGUAGCAGCGCCACCGAACGAAUCAUCUACUACGGCGCCGGGAAUUUCCUCGAGCGAUGUAACCGUGCACUUAAAUGCGGACUUACGCGCGGAACUCGACCAACUGGUAGAGGAUUUGCAUUUCUCUGAGGACGUUUUGCUGGACUCCCGCCGCGUGCUUUGUCCAUGCGGAGAGACGAUGCAGCUUGUCUCCGCACGGUCUGCCUACUCGACGAGUUUAGGGUAAGUACUUACAUCGUUGAAAUUGGUCAAACAUCUGGCUUGCUUUUUGUUUCCAUUUGAUGAAGUUGAUUUUUCAGUUUGUCUUUCUUGUCCCUCUUUCUUCUCUUGACACUUUCAUCAAAUUCGGGCCCGCCUUUGGUGCUUACACUGAUUUUGACUGGCAAAAAUGCAGGUGCCCGGUGGAGUGCGAUAUGUGCAACCGUGCUGUGCGAGGGCGGACACAGCUCUAUCACUGUCCCGCGGAGCGGGUCGGCGCACACCCGUUCGGUUUCGACUUGUGUCGCAGGUGCGCUACCGGAGAAGAAACCGUUUGUCCUGAAGUAGAUCCGAUUAGUGACGGUAUGCUGAGCGGCCUCAUAGGAAACUCGGGUAACAGACUUGCGGACCAACGGGGACGAAGCGCUUCCGGUACUAGUGCGAGUAACAGUUCCGGAAGCGCCGGGGGAAACAACUUGGCAUCGUAUCUCUACCAGUACCUUGUGGCCCCAGCAAGCAACGCAUCUUCCAGCGGACAGCAGCACGGCGGUGGCUCGUCUACGGGGGCUGCAGUGGGGGAAAGUAGUAGCAGCGCCUCCUCCGGAAGCGGGACUAGAGCAGGUGCUCCAGCUGCUGCUCGAAGUGGUGCAACGACGGGGUUGGUGUGUCUACCGCACCGCCUGCCCGCGUUUCUCGAAGGGUUGCGGUGUCGCUUGUCUAGCUUUUUUCGCAACAAUCAGUUGACAGAGCAAAUACCACCUGCCUCGGCCGCCGGACUGAUAGAGCACGACGCAGCGAGCGAACUGAGUCGAAGUUCGUCCUCUGCUUCCGCUUCAGCGUCGUCCGGCGUAUCAUCGGCGGACUCCACUGUGAUGUCGAUCCCGUUUGCAACGGCAGACAGCAAUUAUACCGGCGGGGCCUUUAUUUUCCCGUCUACAACUGCUUCGCCGGAAUCCUACGGGUCUGCCGGCAACCAAGAAGUUCCCUAAUAAUAGCAAAUCUGCAGUCGUGCGAUUUUAGACACGAACAGUUUUGGAGGAGUCUUUGUGUAGUGUUUUGACAUUUUGUAACCAAUAAACCAAUCUGAACCUGGAGGCGGACCCUAGUUUUUGUCUGUUGAGUUACGUCCUACAUAUGAAUAUGAGGCUGCUGCAGGAAGAACUCCAGCUCCUUUUUUCUCGGAUUAAAACUAUGUUUGCUUCUACGCUCGGGCAAGUCAUUCAUUUUCCAGGUGACCAAGUCAUCUUUUUCUACGUUUUUUUGAUACUAGACCACGCUUAUGAUUGUGUGCCUGCCUACCAGGUCGCUCUCUUCACGUAUCGUUAGUAUCUCUAGUGUGUAAAUUGAACUCUCAAAACGCUUUCUACCCGCAAGAUUUGCGGAAGAACUUCUUAACAUGUUUCUGUUUGUUUUGUUGUUUCGACGAAGUUGAAUGUACUUCAAGAGUAU